Messenger RNA from Effrenium voratum, 936 nucleotides. The record is from the annotation of a GenBank genome assembly. Lineage: Eukaryota; Dinophyceae; Suessiales; Symbiodiniaceae.
AUGUCUUACAAGGGUCAUAAAAAAUGGCCUGGUAUGGUCACCUCUGUCCGUGACCGAAAGGCUGAGAAGGAUGAGAAGGAGAAGCUCCUGAGGCGGAAAAAAGAUGAGGAGGAGCGGGAGAAGGCCUUGCGGAAAAGCCAAGAAGAGGUCGCUCGCUGGCUGGAGCAGAAACAGAAGUACCCCGAGCAGCCGUACCGUGAGCCGGUUCGAGAGAAGGAGACCAGGCGCAAGGCCAGCCGAGAGCGCUCUCGCCGUCGACGAGAUGCGAGCCAGGAGAACCGGCACGUCAAAGACAGGCGUGACUCUCGCUCGCCCCCCCGCGAGCGCGAGCGCGACCGGGAGCGCGAGCGCGAGCGCGAGCGGGCAAAGGCGGAGGAGGUCCCUCGGCAUGAUUCCAGCCGUGGAGCAAGGAGGAGGUUUGAAGAAGCCUUGCAAGAAGAAGCGUGGGCUGCAGGCGAGGCCGGCAUAGGCCUUGAGCGCUCGGCCGUGAGCUCCUUCGCUCCCGAGGAGUGCGGCUGGGUGUCCUCCACCCAGGAAGCUUCCUCCGGCAGCUGGGUGGUCACUGAAGAGGCCACCCAUGAGUAUGAGGAGCAGAAGCAAAAGGCUGCUGAAGAGAAGCAGAAGCGGAUGGAGGAAGAGAAGCGAAGGAAGGCCAAGCUGGCCAACGCCUUCGCUUUUGGCAAUGAGGAUGAUGAGGACAAGCGGGAGCAGGAAAGAAUCGCUGCUGCGAAGCAAGCUGCACAGCAGUGGAAGCAGGAGAUGCAGUCCCGUGCACGCCCCUCCAGGGGGGAUGUGCAGGGAAAUAGACCUCGCAUAGACAUGUACACGGCGCUCAAAAUGAUUGCCGACUUCAAGAGGAGCUGCAACGGAAAGGCCAAGCCGAUGCCUCCUGAGAUUGUGGAAGCUACAGCAAUUGUGACCGGCGCCCCGAUGUGA